Molecule: messenger RNA, 1005 nt
Organism: Ochotona princeps (American pika)
Lineage: Eukaryota; Metazoa; Chordata; Mammalia; Lagomorpha; Ochotonidae
Gene: CMTM2
Product: CKLF like MARVEL transmembrane domain containing 2
Exons: 4
Coding region: 208-1005 (265 amino acids)
Cellular component (GO): membrane
Source: RefSeq, a predicted model, not a curated record
ACACCCGCUUCGCUGGACCGGGCAAGGCGGCCACGUGCGCUCGCGCAGGGGGUGCAGGCGUUGGCAUUCGCGGGCCCCUGGCGGUUAGCAGAGCUCAGCCUCUGAACAGGUCAGUAGACAACAGGCUCUUUCGUGGGCCAGGCCUGUCGGAGGACAGCAACAGAGGCUACACAUAGGCUGUGAGAUACUAAGGGGUCCCGCACCAGGAUGGCUGACAAAACCAAGCCUCCAGAGGGCGGCGCCCCGGAGCCCGCAGCACCACCCCCCAAACCUGGGGAGGAGGCCAACAAAGAAAAGGAGCCCCCGAAGCCGUCAGUGCAGCCCAAGGAUGAAGUGGGCACGAGAAAAGGGUGUCGCCGCUAUCGGUGGGAACUCAAAGACAGCAAUAAGGAGUUCUGGGUCUUCGGGCAUGCCAUCGUCAAGCUCAUAAGUUUGGGCUGCCUGAUAGCGGUGCUGAUGCUCUUCCACGGGGUCUCCGUCCACCCCAUCAUAGUACUCAUCGUCAGCAUGGAAUUGUCCAUCUUCAUCUUCUUCAUUGUGCUCUACAGCUUCGCCAUCCAAAGAUACAUGCCCUUCAUCCUGUGGCCCAUCACGGACCUCCUCAAUGACCUGUUCGCCUGUGGCUUCCUCAUCGGAGGCAUAGUGUUCGCCAUGAGGGGCCGGCGAAACGUGCCGUUGCACUAUUUAAUCGCUGUGAUCCUCAUGGGAGUGGCUGCCUUUUUUGCUUUUAUUGACAUUUGUCUCCAAAGAAAACACUUCAAGGGCAAGAAGGUCAAGAAGGACGUGCUGGUGCCCCCGCCGCCAAAGAGUAAGGAAGGCAAAGAGCCACCAAAAGAACCUGAGAAACCCAAGGAACCAGACGCAAAGCCCGACAAGGCAGACAAGGACAAGGACAAGGACAAGGACAAGGACAAGGACAAGGACAAAGGAAAGGACAAGGACAAAGGGAAGGACAAGGACAAAGGGAAGGACAAGGACAAGGACAAAGGGAAGGGGAAGAAGUAA